This is a messenger RNA of Phytomonas sp. EM1, 1248 nucleotides long. The record is from the annotation of a GenBank genome assembly. Lineage: Eukaryota; Euglenozoa; Kinetoplastea; Trypanosomatida; Trypanosomatidae.
GUUCCUAGAACUAGCUUUACAACGGCGUUUGUUGAUAAGUUUCAAACAUGUCUCAAGAACGUCAGCCAUUGCAAAAGGUAAAUUUGGAGGAAAUUGAUGAAGUCACAGGUUUUUUUGUAGCUGAGGAAUACGUCUGGAAGGCUUAUGAAAAAGGCUUCUUGACAGCGGGGGAUGAAGCUGAUGGCGAUGUUAAUGGUUGGGUAGAGCGUUUUUGUGCUGAGGCUGAGGAAAAUGGUACAACGUUUGAUCCGAAUUUUGUGAAGUCUGUUUGUACUCUUGGUAUCUAUGCAGGUCUUCGGGACGAAUUUUACCAACGCUCUGGUUGUGGCAGGUCAAUUUAUCCGAAUCGUGAUGAAUAUGAAGGUGAAUUUUUCCAGGGGAAAAAGCACGGAUCCGGACAUUACAUCUUUCUUAGCAAGGGAAAGAGUGAGAUUGAUAAAAUUGUCGAAUCUGAAAUUAAGACCAGAUACAAUGGUGAUCUCAAGAAGGCAGAUGAACUCGUUAUUAGGUCUAUCGCAGAGAAGUAUCAGAUCGGGGUCCAUGUAGUUGCCGGCGUGAUUGAAUAUGGGUUCUUCCCAUGCUACCACGGAGACUAUGUAGCGGGAAAGCGUAGUGGAUGUGGCAUAAUGAAGAAUAAGGACGCUACCAUCUAUAAGGGUGAAUUCUUAGAAAACAAGCGCGAAGGUCAAGGUGUUUUUUAUUACCUCAAUGGAGACAUUUACUCAGGAAACUGGAAGGGUGGACUAAAGCACGGCUACGGGACAUAUCACUUUGUCGGUGGAGGUGAAUAUCGAGGAGAGUGGAUAAGCAGUGUAUUUACGCAGGGUCAAUGGAUUCUACAAGAUGGAACAUACUACGAAGGUAAAUUCGACAAGCUGAACAGACCAUUCGAUUCUAAUGCAUCGAUGCAUUAUCCACGCAUAAAAUUGGCUCAAACUGGUACAUUUAAGCGCGGUUUAUGGGCACCUACCAGCCAGUUGCAGGUGUGUGAUGAAGUUCCCGUGGACGGCAUUGCAUGGGUUGAUUAAUACACUCCUCUCGUUCCCACAAGCUAUUUAUCUAUCUUUCUUAUGCACACACAAACACGCUGGUAUACGUAUGCAAGCAACAAACAAAAAAUGUAUUUCAAACACGAAUGGAUAUGCACAUAUGCUAUUAGUAGGCAUUACCAUGUAUAUAAAGUAAUAUGCAACAUGCUAAGUUUGCCUUAUUGUUGGAUAAAUGCAUCUUUUUUAAUGUUGUUGAAGA